Molecule: messenger RNA, 8440 nt
Organism: Oncorhynchus nerka (sockeye salmon)
Lineage: Eukaryota; Metazoa; Chordata; Actinopteri; Salmoniformes; Salmonidae
Product: protein bicaudal D homolog 2-like
Exons: 10
Coding region: 332-2902 (856 amino acids)
Molecular function (GO): dynein complex binding; cytoskeletal adaptor activity
Source: RefSeq, a predicted model, not a curated record
UUCUUCCCCAAUCGCUCAGCAGCCGGGGAGAGGCGAAGGGCAAAGGAACAGCAAUCAUGGAGCAGUUGUAGGGGAUAAUGGACAAGCCUCUCCUUCCGGAAGAAAGCAAAGAAACUAAAGCUACUCGACCGAAAACGUAAUUCCCAAAGCGUCAACGAGAAACACAAGAGUAUCAAUCAUGCAGUUCAAAUACAGAAUAAUCGAAUAAUCUAUUCCAACGAAAGGGUUCUCUGUGAUCCUUCAAGGUUGGAACCGCUUCAAGCCGUCCCGUCCCCACAUUGUACGUCGCUGGCGCAUCGGCCGCGGUUGAUCGAUCACCAUCGUCCAUAGUAUGUCCGUGGAGGACCAGCACUAUUCCGACGCGAUGCGGGUGCUAGAGGCCGGACCGGAGUGGCUACGAGCCGAGAUCGAGCGCCUUUCCCGGGAGCUGAGUGAGACUACCCAUGAGAAGAUCCAGGCGGCAGAGUACGGGCUGGCGGUGCUGGAGGAGAAGCAGCAGCUGAAACAGCAGUAUGACGACCUGGAGAUCGAAUACGAGACCGUGCGCCAGGAACUGGACAUGCUCAAAGAGGCGUUUGGACAAGUCUACUCCAACCAUAAAAAGGUGGCUGCCGACGGGGAGAGCAGGGAGGAGUCUCUGAUCCAGGAGGCGGUGUGUAAGGAGGCCUAUUACGAGCAGCGGGUCCUGGAGCUGCAGACGGAGCUCCGCCAGGCCCGUAAUGUCCUCACCAACACCCAGUCAGAGAACGAACGCCUGGCCUCCAUCACCCAGGAGAUGAGAGAGAACAUCCAGGUGGUGGAGCUGCAGCGGUCCCGCCUGCGUGAUGACAUCAAAGAGUAUAAGUUCCGGGAGGCACGUCUGCUGCAGGACUACACAGAGCUGGAGGAGGAGAACAUCUCCUUUCAGAAACAGGUUUCCGGGCUCAAACAGACCCAGGUGGAGUUUGAGGGUCUGAAGCACGAGAUUCGUCGUCUGGAGGAAGACACCCAGUUCCUGAACAGCCAAUUGGAGGACGCCAUCCGCCUGAAGGAGAUCGCCGAGCGACAGCUAGGGGAAGCCCUGGAGACCAUCAAGACUGAGUGCGAGCAGAAGGCCGCCCUAAGGAAAGAGCUCUCCCACUACAUGAGCAUAGGCGACUCUAUGUACCACAGCCCGCUCAGCAUCUCUCUGGAUGGGCUCAAGUUCAGCGAUGACGCAGCCACGGAACCCAACAACGACGAGGCUCUCCAUGGUUACGAGAAUGGCUUCAGCAAGCUUGCCAACGCCAUCACUGAGGACAACCGUGCGUCCACGCCCAAGAAGGGUGACCUGUUCCGCCCCGUCCCCAGCCUGGUAGACGACCUGCUGAGUGAACUCAACAUCUCUGAGAUCCAGAAACUCAAACAGCAGCUGCUGCAGAUGGAGCGUGAGAAGGUGUCUCUGGUGUCCACGCUGCAGGACUCCCAGAAGCAGUUGGAGCAGGCCCACGGGGCCCUGGAGGAGCACCAGGACAAGGUCAGCCGUCUCACCGAGAACCUCAACGCCAUCCGGAGGCUACAGGCCAGCAAGGAGCGCCAGUCAGCCCUGGACAAUGAGAAGGAGCGCGACAGCAACGAGGACGGGGACUACUACGAGGUGGACAUCAACGGACCCGAGAUCCUGGAAUGCAAGUACAAGGUUGCGGUGUCGGAGGCAGGUGAGCUAAAGGAGGAGCUGAAAACCCUGAAGGCAGAGUACCACUCCUGUCAGUCACACUAUGAGGAGGAGCGAGGCCGUCUGGAGACUCAUGUCACAGCCCUUGGAGAGAAGCUGGCCUCUCUGGAGAAGACCAGCCACGUGGAGAGAGAGGAGAAGGCCAGGCUGGAGAAGGCGCUGCGCAAGGUGAGUGACGUGGCGGGCGAGUCCCAGGGCAGCCUGAGCGUAGCGCAGGACGAGCUGGUCACCUUCAGCGAGGAGCUGGCCACACUCUACAACCACGUGUGCAUGUGCAACAACCAGACUCCCAACCGCGUCAUGCUCGACUUCUACAAGCAGGGCAAGGGCGGGCGCACCAGCCCUGAGGGUCGCGGCCGCCGCUCCCCCAUACUGCUCACUAAGGGCCUGUUCCCCGUCCCCGAAGCUGCCGACAGCACCCUGUCCCCUGUCUCCUCUCCCCCCUCGCCCCGAGAACCAAUGAACGUGUACAACCUGGUGGCCAUCAUCCGGGACCAGAUCAAGCACCUCCAGCUGGCGGUGGACCGCACCACAGAGCUGUCCCGUCAGAGGAUGGCCUCUCUGGAGCUAGGCACAGUGGCUGAUAAGGACAAGGAGGCCUGCAUGGGGGAAAUCCUCAAACUCAAGUCCCUCCUCAGCACCAAGAGGGAGCAGAUCGCCACCCUGAGGACCGUGCUCAAAGCCAACAAACAGACUGCUGAGGUGGCGCUGGCCAACCUGAAGAGUAAGUAUGAGAAUGAGAAGGCCAUGGUGACGGAAACCAUGAUGAAGCUGAGGAACGAACUCAAGGCCCUGAAGGAGGACGCCGCCACCUUCUCCUCACUCAGGGCCAUGUUUGCCACGCGCUGUGAUGAGUAUGUGACUCAGCUGGAUGAGAUGCAGAGACAGCUGUCUGCGGCAGAGGAUGAGAAGAAGACCCUGAACUCCCUGCUCCGUAUGGCCAUCCAGCAGAAGCUGGCCCUGACCCAGCGCCUGGAGGACCUGGAGUUUGACACCGAGCAGACCCGCCGCGGAGGCAAACCAAAAGCCAAAACCACUAACGGCAGAACCACUAACGGGCAGACCAACGCCGCCAACAACCCACGCAUUAGUCACGGCCUCACCUGUGCCGGGAUCGGCCUCCCCAACGAGCUCAACGCCAUGCCCAACUGCAUCCGUGGAGGCCCUGUGGUCUUCUGCAGCGAGAAGUACAAGAUCUACUGUGACUGAAGCGGCUGCGUUGUCAGCACGGGACUGCUGUGUACAGAGGGGAGGAGCCCGAGGCUCUCCCCUGCAUUAAUGUUAAAGAGCCCCACUAUGCUCGCUUAGCUCCCUGCCUGCCCAGCCUGUAGCCUCAUAGGGCCUGGUGUGUGUCUAACCUACAGUACAUAAGUAUGCCCAUGGCCACGUAUGGCCACUCACAUCUGCUAGUGUAAACGUUUAGGGGAAUGCAGAUGUGCAUGUACAGUACAGUGUCCACUAGAAGUUUGGGACUGUUGUAGACAUAAUGUAUGGCAUGUGGAUAGGGUCUCAACCGGCUGCCGGUAGGCUUCUGUGGAUAUUAUGGGGUGCUGCACUUAUGAUGAUGUUAAAGGUGGCAGCAUUUGUGCUUAGUGUGUUCUGAACCCCCUGAGUGUGUUGCCUGGUAACUGUAAUGCACUUAGGGGGUGGGGACUUGGGAAGAGGGUGUCACUUUAAGGGGUCAUGUGACUGAAGCUGACAUCCUCUCCUCGCUCGUCUGUAGGCGUUGGUGCUCCUUCGAUAAAGCCUCCCAUCCUCCUCUCUCCUGGCCCCCCAGGACUGAGCCAGCCCAGCAACCCGCUGACCAAUCAGGUCACUCUUUAAUGUUUACAUAAACAAAUGAAACAAAACAAUAUGCAAACUCCCCAUGCUGUUGCUUAGGGGAGUCCAGUGUGAUUUGCUGGGUUUUCUAACUGAAUUUCAAAACUCUCAAAGCGGGUUGGCUGAUGAUUAGUGAUGUCGGAGGUGGGUGGUAAAGGAGCACCUAAGACCACAGGUGUUUAAUUUCAGGAUUCAUUCAGAUAAAUCGCAUGGCAUUGCAGCUGAGAAUGCUACUGAGCUUUUAACUGUUUUUCUAUGUAAAAAGGUGUGUGGCACAGCACAAGCUAUGUACUACAGGGCUCUACAUUUUAACCAGAGCAGUUAUUUAACAUCUGCUGAAAGAAAUGGAGGGCUAUUCCAUGUGACCCAGUAUAUGUCAUAUUGGUGUUCUUUCAGAGCCAUAUUACUAGAGAACGAAAGCAAGACGAAACGAUCUCUACACCUAAAUUAAGUGCACUUCAGAAUAGGUGCCUCAGGUUCUAACUUCUAUUAGAAAAGGAUAAAAUAACUGUGAACAGAUACAAUAUAGUUUUGAUUGAUGGGGAUUUUUGUAACAUCAGUAAAGAUCCUAAAAGAGCACAAAAAUCAAUGGCACCCAGAUCCGGAUCAUAAUUCUGCAAACAAAACCGACAACCUUCAGCAAAGUGCCUGUCGACCCAAGCCCUUGAUAUCAACUAUAUCUAUCUAUCAAUGUAAAGCCCCGUCUUUGUGUCUAUCACCCUAAUGCUCAUCUCUCCCACUAUCUCCUUUCCCUCUCUUUUUGGAGGCCCUUUUGAGCUCUCAAAUGAACUAUGUGUGGUUAUGUGGCUGAAAACCCUGUCCUCCUCCUCAUGACUCUAACCUGUGUCUCGUCACUUGGUUGUCAUGACAACCCCUCUCUCUCUCUUUUAGAUUGUCAGCAGCUAGCUCGCCCUGAAACUCCACUCUCCCUUUAAGUAGAGAGGGGGAUUUGUGGGGGGAAAAACUCUGAAUAUCAUCAGGUAACGUCCUCACGCUUAUGCGUGUUCUGAACCCUGCGUGUGUCUGUGUGUAUGAGUGUGUGUCUGUUUGUGUGUGUGUCUGUGUGAGUGAGAGUGAUCUCAGCUCCGGCACUGUGUGUGUAUGUUGUUUUCUGAAAAUAUUAUAAAUGGAGGGUCUUUCAUUUCUGAGAUGCUGUUUGUAUGCAAGAGGACAAACCAAUAUACUGUCUUCAUUAUCCCCAAAAAAGCUUUAAACCUUGCAAGCUUGUGCCAGGCAGAUAAAAAAAAAUGAAUGUGGGGCUUGUGUUAGAUAAAUCCAUGUUUUACAUAACCACACAUUGUUAGCUUUAUGAUGCUAAAAGCAGGGUUGAUGCCAGGAAAUCCUAGAAGAUUCAUCAAAUUAUGCUUUUUCUACCAGUAACAUAUAAAAAACUAUAUAUUCUUAAUGAUAUGAUCGUAAUCAGGUUAGAAUCUUCUAGGAUCGUCCUAGGCCCCCUCUCUCUGGAAUAGAGAGGGAGAGCUGUCGUUCCUCAGAACGAGGGACAUCCCCAACCCUGCUUGAGUUGAGUAUGUGCUGUGCUGCCCUACGAGGCCUUUAGACACAACACAGUAUGGAGACUGUGUUCACAUCAUUCAAACACCUCCACUGAGUGAAAAUCACUCUUCGGUUAUUGUUCCACUUAAGUGACAGCGAUAGAUUCACUCUUUGUUUAUAUCAGUUUGCGCUGAGUGUAGAGACUAGGAGAGAACAGAGGACUAAUAAUAGUGUUUAAACGAUGCUGAUCAUGAAUUUGAUACUGUGUUUGGAGACAUGGGUUCCAGGGUUAUUUGAGGUGUUCUAAACCCUUGGUGAUAAAAAAAAUGAUACAUGUUUUUGUUUAACUACUUUGUCUCUAACUGUGGAAUCUUACCAGUGGACAUCGAUUCAAAUUAGUUGACCCUCUAUCCCCCUUUCCUUGUUUCGGCUCUAAGGAUUCACUGAGCAAUAGAUAGAUUUAAUAAUCCAGGAUGUGAUUGUGGCUAGAGAGACCCCCCCCCCCGGUUCUCUUGGUCUAGUUUGAGAUCAAUGUCCGUUUAUCUGGUGUCAUCAAUAGAAUGCCACCAGAAUAAACUCCUCCUACCUCUGUCUGCAGGCUCUGCCCUCAUCAAUGUUGAGUUCUCUCACACGAUCUUAAUUAGAUUUUUGAUUGGUUGAGAGCCUGCAUGCAACAAAUAAAAAACAUGCCCGUUCUCAUUAACCUGCAUGCCAUUUGGGAAAAGCCCUCCUAUGACUGACCUGGUUCUGGGCUAUGGUUUAUACUCUGGGGGGGGUCUGUGUUUUGGAGGUGUCAAAGGUCAUAGUACUUGUGAGGUCAUCGGCUUCUCGCACUUGCUGGUCUUCCUCAGGCAAUAGUGCUUUUAUAUCAGCUCCUCUAGAACAUAUUGACAUGAUGUUGAUAUGACAGAGUCUGCUUCAAAACAACUAACCCAGUUUGCACCUACCUGUAGUUAGUAGGAACUAUAACUAACUGGGGCUUCGGGCGUUCAUCUUUUUACUCUUUCUUAUUUCGUGUUUUUGAUUGGACUCGCAUCAUUACUGACCAAGUCUAAAUUGACCAAUAAUGCACAUUUUUCUGAUUUCUAUGUUUCUUCAUUUUGUAUUAAUUUAAUUCUGCCUGGAUGAGGAUCCUCAAACUCAGGAUCCUCUAACACUGCCGACGUCACAUUCAGUGUUCCUGAAAACAGCUAGCCCUAAAAGCCAAAAUUGUAAAACCUGACCAAACAAAAUCUCUUAUAUGAAUAUGAAAUAUUCCUCCAAGUUGCCCUUUAACUUACUAUAUAGCAUGAUCUAUAUGUCCUCUAUGGCCUCUAUAACCUAUAUGACCUCUAACCUCUAUGUCCUAUGUGUGGGAAUGAAAAGGUAUUUCACAUUUCCCAGUGCUGCUGCCGGAAGACGAUGCUCACAAGUACAGUGAACUCUGCCCUCCUAGUAAAAUGAUGAUCAGAGUUUGUGAUUAUUUGAGUUAUCCCUCCCAUGAGAAGCCAGGGGAGUCGGGGUCUUUCCUCAAUGUAAAUCAACAAACCGUUUUGUCUGGUUUGAUCUUUUUAUUUUUUUAUAUAUCUUUUUUUCUUUAACCUGUGCACUUUUAUUAUAGUAUUAUAACUUUAUAUUAUUAACCUAGGAAAGGUUUAGUGCUAUGGUUUGUGAGUUAUUUAGUCAAGUAUACACAUAUAGGAAUAUAUUUCCUCCUAUAUGUUGUCUCUUUGUAUCAUCCAUAGAGACCAUUUACUCUCCUAAAGCCACACCGCAAACCACAGUCCUACUGUUAAGAUUCUGAGAAUUUGUCCAACUGAAUAAGCAUCCUUUUAUUGUUAUGUCUCAUAUUAUUAUUAUGCUGUUGGUUUGAUUUUAUGUUUGUUCUGCUGCCAUGUUCUAAACAAAAUCCAGGGUGAGCAAAUUCUGGGGUUUUCAUGUAUUUAUUAUUCCUAGGAAUAGUUCAAAGAUAACGCAGAGAAACUUGACGACACUCUGAUUCCAAAAAUGGUAAGAAGUUCUUGGGGGAAGAAACGGAGUGACAAAAUUAUUUAGGUUUUUCCAGCUUCUUACCAGGGUGUCACACUGAUAAGGGAUCACUGGCGCACAGAAUUCUCUGCAAGUGCAACGAUUAAAUUCCAAAUUGGAAUUGUUUCAUUCUCUCUUUGUUUAUCGUGCCAAAUCUUGGUACAUCAUUUAGGUUUGAAAAGAAUGAAGAAUCAGAAAGAAAGACAAGCCGUACAUCAGUGGGAAAGGUAUAGUUUGGGGCCGUGGCUUUCUGUCCUAGAGCUGCCCAGGAUUUGUUUUGGGUCUGUUUUGUUCUUCGUUCUGACCAGUCGUGCCUUUCAUUGUUUCAAGGGAGAAUCGUAGACUAGUGUUUUUUGUUUGUUUUUAGGUGAGGAGGUUUGGGUUUAAACCGACUUUGUGAGCAGCAAUAAAUGCAAAGAUGAGCCCUUUUUGCAGGGGUGAGAUGAUAGUUUUCAAAUUAGCUCAAUUCAAUUGAUAUUGUGUUGAAUUCUGCGGGUCAGUGAUCCUAACAGAAAAUUCAGGGGUAUUGAGAUUUUUUUUUUUUUUUAUCAAACUGGGAACCAAAAUAAAUCCCUUUGGCCUCCUAUUGAACAAAAUGUUACAAACACCACUACUGUGUUCUGGGUAGAUCAGUGUUCUAUUGAAACAUCUAGGUGAUCUCGAACUUUGUUUGGUUAAGGUAAUGUGCUAUCAAUAGUAUUGUUGGCAAAUGUGCAGGGAGCGCAUUUUGUCGUUUGUUUUGUCCAUUUUGAGUUUUUAAAUCGUAUUUUUUAUUCUUGAAUCUUUUUUUACAUCUUAUUAAAGCGUUGUGAUUUCAGGAAACAGAAAACAGAUUUUGCAUCAACAAGCUUGAAUUGUGCCAUUAUUGCCAAUGCUCGUUUGUUGAGGCGUAAAAAGUUAACAAUACGGUUGGGAAGCAAAAACAAAAUAAGAAAAUAAAGUGCAAUUUUAAUGCUGUUUUACAAGGAAAAUAAACGUUUUCUGUUUGCUGGAAGCAAUAGCACUGUGAUAAUACACUAGCUGUGUAAACUUUAUAUUGUCAUAUUGUGUUUCAGUAUUGAUCCAUAUUGAGUUUGAUACCUUUAUAUGAAAUAACGACUUCAUCUGUAUGUUGGUAUGUAUUUGAAUUGUUAUGCAGUACGGUAUUCUUCUCAAUAAUGUGCAUUAUGAUUAGUGGCAUAUCCAUUACAAUUUAAUGUCAUAUGCAUGUUCAUCAGUCAUGGGAACCUUUACACAGAAUCGAAAACAAACCUAUAACUUUGAAGAUGUUGAAAAAGUGAAAAAAUGAAAUGAUGAAAUAACUGAGUUUAGUCUAAUGUAAUACUGCUGAACUAAUCCUAUGAAGUUUUGUUUUCCUAUAGAGAAGUGGUAUGUCUGUGUAAAGGUAGUCAUACUGGAUAAAGACAAUAAAUGUGACUAAAAAGA